AUGCACCUUUUGGCUGGCUGGAUGAUAGGUAUGCUUCUUGCUGGGGCGAUCGCCUUGGCUGUGAUCCUGGCAUUGACGCCUUCCGUGAUCCGUCGACGAUUCUACGAACCGUUUGUCCGAUUUCAUCAGGCACUGGCCAUCCUAUACGUGUAUUACACGUGGCGAUAUCUUCCGUCCGAGUAUUUGCUGCCCCGGCUGUAUCUGUAUAUUCCGCUCGUUGUCGGUUCGGUCUCGCUAUACACGCAUCUCAUCCGGUUGGUGUACGCAAAUGGCAUCUCCCCCCCGCGGCUGUCUAAUGCUGUGGUCACAUGCAACCCUUCCGCCUGGGACACGCCACGGUCUCACGCGGGAACGCCACUGACCAUCCGCAUCACUUUGCCAAAACCGUUGAAAGUGGAUGCGGGCCAGUACGUCAGCCUGUGGCUCCCCACUGCAAGCCUCCUCUCAUGGUCGCAGACACACCCAUUCAUGGUGACGUCGUGGUCUCCGGAGCGACAGGAGGUGCUAGAGCUACUGGUUUAA
Molecule: messenger RNA, 522 nt
Organism: Penicillium malachiteum
Lineage: Eukaryota; Fungi; Ascomycota; Eurotiomycetes; Eurotiales; Aspergillaceae
Exons: 2
Coding region: 1-522 (173 amino acids)
Biological process (GO): intracellular iron ion homeostasis; iron ion transport; copper ion import
Cellular component (GO): plasma membrane
Molecular function (GO): ferric-chelate reductase activity
Source: RefSeq, a predicted model, not a curated record